UUUUUUUUUUUGACAGGGACGUACUUUAGAGUUUAGACUCUAGUUUUCUCUCCUCUUGCAUCUUCUCAACACGUCACCUAAGAACAAAUCUCCAUCCAUAUAAAAAAAACCCAAGCUCAAAUCUCUCUCUCUCUUCCCUCCACAAUUUCGAUUAUUUCAACAUGAAACAAUGGUGAAUAUUCUGUAAAAUUAUAAGGUGAAAUAUAAUUGGAGAUAUUGAAAAAUGGGUGAAAAGGGAAAUUGGAAGAUGAUAAAAUGGUUACUAGGAAUGGGAUACUGGGUGCAAGGUUUAAGGUGUUUUCCAUGGUUGGCGGUUAUAUUCUACCUUAAAGAUAGCCUUAAAGUUGACCCUUCUACCCUUCAAAUCCUUCAAAAUUCCGCUGCUCUUCCCAUGGUUGCCAAACCCCUCUACGGCGUCGUUUCUGAUUCUUUCUAUUUCCGUGCCCAACAUCGCCUUCCUUACAUUGCCCUUGGAGCUAUUCUGCAACUUCUGUCAUGGGUAGCAGUAGCGAUCCUUGCUUCAUCAAGCAUCUCAGUCUCCAUCUUAAGUUUCUUUCUUCUUCUGAGCAACCUGGGUGCCUCUAUAGCUGAGGUUGCUAAUGAUGCUAUUGUAGCUGAGAUUAGCAAGCAGCCAACUUUUUCGAAGAAAGGACAAUCAUCUUCUGCGGGGGGGCUCCAAUCAUUUGUUUGGAUGGCUUCGUCACUUGGGGGUGUUAUUGGAAACUUAGCUGGAGGAGUUGCCAUUGAAAAGUUCAGCACACGUACUAUAUUCUUAACAUUCAGUUCUGUCCUCACUGUUCAGCUCUUGAUAACUAUCUUGGUUGACGAGAGAUCUCUAAAUCUUCCCAAAAACCAAUCUAGUGGUGGGAUGAAAAAACAAUUCGCACAGCUUGCAAAUGCACUGUGCAAGCCUGACAUUGCUUACUCGAUUGGUUGGCUUGUGGCCUCUUAUGCCAUGGUUCCUGUCCUAACUGGAACUUUGUUCUUCUAUCAAACUGAGGCUUUGGAAAUUGAUUCAUCGGUAUUGGGGAUUUCCAAGGUGUUUGGCCAAGUGGGAAUGCUUUUCUGGAGUUACGUUUACAACAAAAGAUUGAAAACAGCAUCUCCAAGGAAAGUGAUUUCUGCACUACAGGCCACAAUGGCUGUUUUCAUGGUUUCUGAUGUCUUGUUUGUGAACAAGCUGUACCAACAAAUGGGGGUCCCAGAUUCCGUUUAUGUUGUAGUAUUUUCUGGUCUGCUGGAAGUUCUUAUUUUCUUCAAGAUUUUACCCUUCAGUGUUUUGAUUGCACAGCUUUGUCCGCCUGGAUGUGAAGGUUCUUUGAUGGCAUUUGUGAUGUCUGCUAUUGCCCUUGCAAUGAUUGUUGGUGGGUAUUUUGGCGUUGCACUUGCAUCUUUUGUUGGUGUUACUGGAAACGAUUUUUCUGGGCUGCCUCGUGGCCUUUUGAUACAAGCGGCCUGCACAAUCAUACCCCUCUUUUGGUCCUCCUGGAUACCUGAUCUUAUAAAGCCUGAUGUUGCAAAAAAGGAAUAAUUUAUUUUGCUGGUGAGUUGGUAAUUAGGUUGUUCAAGCAUCUCAGAAAAGGUAGUUACAUUCUCUCAAAUUAUUUUUUCUUGUUUCUGUGUGCCUCUGUGUGUGCUUGGGGGAACUUCAUAAAUUGAUUUAUUUUCUAUCAAUGAGUAAAUGUCUAUAGUCAAGCUGGAUUUAUCUUUGCUAUCUGAACCUGGGUAAUGUUCCAAUUUCCAUCAGUUAUUCCACUGUGUUGUCGUGAUACUUAUAUGUAAUUGCUUUAAUGCUAUAUGACAAGUGGGUUUUAAUUCGAGUUAA
Beta vulgaris subsp. vulgaris (sugar beet) is the source of this 1825-nucleotide messenger RNA. RefSeq names its product probable folate-biopterin transporter 7. The record is from RefSeq and is a predicted model, not a curated record. Bases 224 to 1531 code for a protein of 435 amino acids. NCBI's taxonomy places the organism in Eukaryota, Viridiplantae, Streptophyta, Magnoliopsida, Caryophyllales, Amaranthaceae. The transcript has 2 exons.